This is a messenger RNA of Adineta ricciae, 675 nucleotides long. The record is from the annotation of a GenBank genome assembly. NCBI's taxonomy places the organism in Eukaryota, Metazoa, Rotifera, Eurotatoria, Adinetida, Adinetidae.
AUGUCGUCUAACAAUGUUGUCGAUCAAUAUGAGCGCGAUGGGUUUCUCAUUAUUCCGGAUGUAAUCAACAAGGACGAAUGUGAGAAACUAAAACAGGAGGCCAAGCAAGUUUUGAACAACAAAUCAUCUUCUAGUGCAUCCGUUUACGUCCAUGCAUCGGUGGCAAGUCCACUCUACUCUCAGUUCCACAGAGAUCCACGUAUCGUCGACAUUCUAAAGAAGAUCAUGCCGGAUGGCGUCAUGUUUUUAAGUGACAAAAUCGUCGUUAAAACAUCUGAUAAAACGUUUGCAACGCCUUGGCAUAUGGAUUGCUUUUACUGGCCAAACACCCGACGAAAACUUUCGAUUUGGAUUCCAUUCGAUGAUGUUGAUGCUGACAACGGCGCACUAACAGUCGUUCGUGGUAGUCACAAAAAGAAUUGGACAAUGAUCAAUAAACCAUUACCAAACGGUGAAUUCGUUUUUCAAAUCGCUGAUAGUGAUGUCGAUCAGAAAGAUGUUGUUACUUGUACAAUCAAACGUGGUGCAGCAGUCGUUUUCUCUGAUCGGCUUGUACAUGGCUCAACAUCGAACAGUGCAGGUAUUGAUCGUUAUACAGUUAUUGGUACAUAUCAAUCACCUGCUGCUGAUGAAACAUUCGAUCUGGAUUUUCCAGCUCGGGAAGUACUUGUCUGA